This is a messenger RNA of Galleria mellonella (greater wax moth), 3626 nucleotides long. RefSeq lists its product as uncharacterized. Gene Ontology annotation, molecular function: DNA binding; protein dimerization activity. The transcript has 2 exons. The record is from RefSeq and is a predicted model, not a curated record. Bases 1499 to 3370 code for a protein of 623 amino acids. Lineage: Eukaryota; Metazoa; Arthropoda; Insecta; Lepidoptera; Pyralidae.
ACCCAUAAAAUCCCAUAAUCACCCAAAAAAAUAGGUUUUUACGUAUUUUUUUGAAAAUAUGUAAGUAAUACCAAUAAAUUAUUUUUAUAAAUUGUAUUGAUCAAUUCUACAAUAUUAAAUAAAACGUUAACUAAUAAUAUUUCAGGAAAUUUUAAAAAUCUAUAUAUAAUAAAAUGAAAGUAAUUAAUUUUCAGUGUUUUCAUGUUGCAGUUGAUCAACAUGUUGGCCUUUUGCUUCCCGUAGAUACUUUAAAAUUUCUUCAUAACACCUCGUUCGCACACAUGGCCGUAUAUAUUUAAAUUCUUGAGCCACUAACAGUCCGAAAUACUCAUUUCUUUUAUCCUCUUCUCCAUAAAUUAAGCAUUUAGAACAGUUUGUUUCUUCUUUCAGUAAAUUUUCUUUUACUUUAUCCUCGUUUUUUUCUUUGUUGCGACGACGCUGGGUAAAUCAUCUGGACACUGGGUCUCACUAUCGCCAAAUAUAUUUGGAGAUCGGCUUCGGCUACGGCUUGGCAGACAUUUUUUUCUUUCUACAAUUUUAAAUUAAAUUUAUUAGAAUAAAUGCUUCGAACACACGCGAUCUAAGUACCUUUUGUGUUUAUUAUACCUUACCUACCUAGGUAUAAAAAGAGUACUUACGUAGAUUUUCUUUUAUUAACUGUUUUAUACGAAGAUCUUGAUCUCUCAAAUUAGCAUCCAUUUUACUUCCAGUGAUUAUCAACUAAAUUAAUAAUCCACAAAGUAUUAAAUAACGUUUUUAUGAAAUAUUUAGCACAAAAACAAUACCCUUUAAAUAUCGAUCGUCAGUAACUGUGGCUGACUUACCUAUAUUCUAGCAAGCAGGACUGCCAGAUGUGAAGGGGAAAUCCCCAAUAAAUUGUUGCAUGUGACUGAUGAUGUGAGCAUGUUCGUUUCAUAAUAAAAAUGUUGCCAGGUAACCAAAAAGUCGUAUGUUUUUGUGCGAAUUACGAUCAUAAUCUUUACGAUCGUACAUUAAAAAAUAGACAAAUAAUAGUAUGAGUACGAUUUAAAUCGUAUAUCUGUCAACCCUGCUAGCAAGACAGCGACAAAAUCACGUUGCAUAACAAUGUAGCCCAAGCUUAUAUCUUAUGAAAUAUACGGAAGAGAUACGGACUUAGAAAAAACAGAAAUGUUGUUCUUUGUGGAAGUCAUUGAUGAAAUUCUAUGUAUUUUAGCCCGCAAACUUUCUUCAAACAAAAACAGCGCCAUCUAGUAUCGAGUUCUGUAAUUAUCUCUUUGUUUAUGGAUUUGAAGUAAGACCGCCACGCAUGCAAUACAUUAUGACUGGGGAUUCCCCUAUUCGUCGACGCUGAAUAUGAGGCGACGACAAUCACUGUCAAACGUGUUCACUAUUACUCUGACUCUGGUAACGUGACUUCCUGGUAACGUGUUAGGUAGGAAAAGCAGUAAAAAAGUGCAUAUUAAGGGAGCAGAUUUGAAAUAAUAUUUAUACUUAACAAGAAAUAAUUAAAGGUUCAAUGGGGAGACCUAAAGAUUUACGCAUAUGGGAGCACUACCGUACUUUACCAAACAAGUCUGUUUCUUGCAAGCUUUGUAAUAAGGUCUACAAAUUCAGUAAUGCUGCCAAAAUGCUUCAACAUCUUAUUACUUGUCCAAAAUCUCCAGAAACAUUAAAAGACUCUAUGAAACUUAUAAAAGAUAGCUCGUCCAAAACCAAAAUGUCUGGACUGUCAGAGAUAGAGACAAAUGAUUCUUUUAUAAGCCCCUCGUCGUCUGCUAACACUACAAUAAAUGCUGAGUUUCAAGACACCGAUGAUCAUAUAAAAACAGAAUUAGCGAGAGCUAUAUUUGUAACAGGGACGCCAUUAUCGAUGGUGCAACAUCCUUUAUGGAUACAAUUUUUCGAAAAAUUGCAACCAAAAUUUAAAAUACCUUCACGUAAAGCUUUAGCGACAAAAUACUUAGAUAAAAUAUAUAGAGAAAUGCGUUUUGAGUUAAAUGAGGAACUAAAUGCUUGUAGUUACUUACACCUUCAGUGCGAUGGCUGGUCUAAUUUAAGAAAUGAAGGAAUAAUAAACUUUCUUAUAUCAAAACCUCAACCUGCAUACGUUAAAAGUUUGAAUACAGAAAGUAAUCCUCACACUAGUGAAUACCUUAGCCAAGAAGUUGAAAAAGUAAUGAAAGUGUAUGGAGCAAAUAAGUUUCUUGUACUUAUUGGCGAUAACGCUAGAAAUAUACAAAAGGCAUUCGAAUUAACAAAACUCAAAUAUCCACAUGUUGUUCCUCUCGGUUGCUGUGCACAUAUCCUUAACUUGUUGUGCCAAGAUAUUGUAAAGAUACAAGAAGUAACUGUGUUUAUUAUGCAAGCCAUAAAUAUAAUAAAAACUGUUAAAAGGAGUCAACGAUUAAGUUCCUUGUUGAUAAAAUCAAGGCAGGGUGAAGAUUCUACACAAACACUAAAAUUGCCUUGUGCUACAAGAUGGGGAAGUCAUGUUACUUCGUUAAAAAGUUUGAAAGCAAAUAAGAUAGCUUUGCAAAUAUUAACAGUUAGAGAAGAUGUGGUAAUUUCAAGAGAUAUUAAAGAUUUAAUUCUAAGUGAUGAUUUCUGGACGAAGACAGGGGAAUGUAUAAGUAUUUUGGAACCAGUCACUGAAAGCAUAUUUUACUUAGAGAGCGACCAGAAUCGUUUGCAUCGCACAUACAUUACAUUUAGAGAUGUACAAGCUAAGAUACGUUUUGCAUUAAAUGAGAUUUCGACAUUGAGCGAAGAAAGCAAACAGCAGAUUCUAACAUCAGUAUCUUCAAGAUGCAAUAUGGCAAUGAGGCCAAUACAUUUUGCAGCAUAUAUUCUAGACCCCAGGACUCUAGGAGUCGAACUUACUCAAGAGGAAGAACUUAAGGGUAUGGAGUUUAUCUACAAUUUAAGCCAACACUUAAGUUUGUCAAAUGUAAUGGCAGAUUUGGCGUGUUAUAAAGCUAAAGAAAACUUUUGGGCCAGAGGAUUUGUAUGGAGCUCAUUAGAUAGCAUUGAGCCCCUAAUAUGGUGGAAAGGUAUUUGUGGUUCCACUGAGUUAAGCAAAGUAGCGAUUCGUAUUCUAUCAGCUCCCUGUACUUCGGCAGCCACUGAGCGUUCCUUUAGUAUCCAAGGCUACAUACAUAAUAACAAAAGAAAUCGACUUACAACUGAAAGAACUGAAAAAAUUUCAUUCAUUUGUUAUAACUGGAAUCUUAAACAUAAAGCUGAAUGCGAGGACAUUCAGUUUAAUGAAGAAAAUACCUUAGAAGCUUUCAUUGAGCAAGUAAAUGAACAUAACAGUUUAGACGAAAUAGAGCCUAUCGAACCUAUACAAUUCAUCGCUUGUAAUAACUCUGAAUCUGACAGUGAUUGACUGUAGUUUUACAUUUUACUUUCAUCUCUUUCUUAAUAAACUCAAAAUCAAAUUAAAAGUUUUUUAUUCUGUAGGCUGCAUAAUAAUAUUGUCUAUGUCCAGUAUAGUGGACGUCUUGCGGCUGAGAUGACGAUGAUGAAGUACAAAAUCAUAAACACCCAAAAAUUUGGGUGUUUAUGGGGUUUAAACCCAAUAAACCCAAAACACCCGGUUUUUACCCACCAGACUUUAAACCCACCCAGGUGGAUUGCCCAUC